Messenger RNA from Cornus florida, 806 nucleotides. RefSeq names its product large ribosomal subunit protein eL34. Bases 80 to 442 code for a protein of 120 amino acids. The record is from RefSeq and is a predicted model, not a curated record. Gene Ontology annotation, molecular function: structural constituent of ribosome. Gene Ontology annotation, biological process: translation; ribosome biogenesis. NCBI's taxonomy places the organism in Eukaryota, Viridiplantae, Streptophyta, Magnoliopsida, Cornales, Cornaceae. The transcript is spliced from 4 exons. Gene Ontology annotation, cellular component: cytosolic large ribosomal subunit; ribosome.
AAUUUUUUCACUUUAGACCAAACAAGACCAUUAUCCUCAUCACUCGAGAGAGACGCAGAGAGCUUGAAGUCUUCCGAAGAUGGUGCAGCGUCUCACUUACCGCAAACGCCAUAGCUAUGCCACCAAAUCUAACCAGCACAGGAUCGUCAAAACGCCCGGUGGAAAGCUGGUGUACCAGAGCACUAAGAAGAGAGCAAGUGGGCCUAAGUGUCCUGUUACUGGAAAGAGAAUCCAAGGGAUUCCUCAUUUGCGACCUGCUGAAUACAAGAGGUCUAGAUUAUCUAGGAAUGAAAGGACUGUGAACCGUGCCUACGGUGGUGUAUUAUCUGGAGUAGCUGUCAAAGAGAGGAUCAUCCGAGCGUUCUUGGUGGAGGAGCAGAAGAUUGUGAAGAAGGUCCUGAAGAUUCAGAAAGCAAAAGAUAAAUUGGCAUCAAAGAACUAAGAAGUGACAUUUUAAAAAAUCUCAAGUUUGAAAGAAGUUUUGACUUUGAGAGAUGAUUACAAGUUGUGCACACUAAAGCUGUGAGAUGAUUGUUUUUAAAUUCAAAUGAGCGUCUUUCUUUGUUUGAUCUGAUUUCUCGUGUCAUCAUAUUUCAUGCUGGGAUUUUUCUUGUCCUACAAUCAUAUAUAUUUGGAUGAAGUGUAUGAUGUAUGGAAUUGUUCCAAACAUCAGUAUUCAAAUAUUAGCUCAGUAUUGCAAUUUACAAUUUUUGCCAAUAGGAUUUGGAUUGAAAUGGAAUCUGUCUUGGGAUGAAAGUUUCCAUGUAGUACCAUUUGUUUAUUUGGCAUAUACUGUUUUUGAUUAA